This is a messenger RNA of Aspergillus bombycis, 2040 nucleotides long. RefSeq names its product autophagy-related protein 9. Gene Ontology annotation, cellular component: phagophore assembly site; autophagosome. The record is from RefSeq and is a predicted model, not a curated record. The coding region runs from base 1 to 2040 and encodes 679 amino acids. Gene Ontology annotation, biological process: protein localization to phagophore assembly site; autophagy of mitochondrion. The transcript has a single exon. Lineage: Eukaryota; Fungi; Ascomycota; Eurotiomycetes; Eurotiales; Aspergillaceae.
AUGGAUGACAUACUCAUUCAACAGUGCACUAAGAAGAUGUCUAUGUCCUCUACCUUCUUACUCUGGUUGUUGACUGUUUUCUGGAUUGGAAAGGCCUUUCAGUACUUGAUGGAUAUCAGAAGGCUGAAGCACAUGCAUGACUUUUACCACUAUUUGCUCGGAAUCUCUGACAGUGAGAUCCAAACGAUCUCCUGGCAGGAGGUUGUGAGCCGGCUGAUGACUCUUAGAGAUGCGAACCCUGCCACUGCUGGGGCAGUUUCUGCCAGGCAUCGCAAGUUCAUGGGGAGCCAGUCCAAGCAGAGGAUGGAUGCUCACGAUAUCGCAAACCGAUUGAUGCGUAAGGAGAAUUACUUGAUUGCUCUGGUGAACAAAGACAUACUAGAUUUGACUCUCCCAAUACCGUUCCUCCGAAACAGGCAACUAUUUUCGCAGACGCUAGAAUGGAACAUCAAUCUCUGCAUUAUGGACUAUGUUUUUAAUGACCAGGGCCAAGUGCGAACCUUGUUCCUGAAGGACACACACCGGAAAGCCUUGAGUGAGGGCCUGCGGCGGCGAUUCAUCUUCGCAGGUAUCAUGAAUAUCUUCGUAGCCCCCUUUAUUGUCGUUUACUUCUUGAUGCAUUAUUUUUUCCGCUACUUUAACGAGUACAAGAAGAACCCAGCCCAGAUUGGAUCCCGGCAGUAUACCCCUUUAGCCGAAUGGAAGUUUCGCGAGUUCAACGAACUCUGGCAUCUGUUUGAGCGCCGUGUCAACAUGUCGUAUCCUUUUGCUGGUCGUUAUGUGGACCAAUUUCCCAAGGAUAAGACUGUCCAGAUUGCUGGCUUUGUGGCGUUCGUUUCCGGCGCCCUGGCGUCCGUAUUGGCCCUGGUAUCCGUCAUAGACCCAGAACUUUUCCUGGGCUUUGAAAUCACACAUGACCGGACUGUCCUUUUCUACCUGGGUGUUUUUGGCUCUGUAUGGGCUUUUGCACGAGGGUUAGUUCCGGAAGAAACAAAUGUGUUCGAUCCCGAAUUCGCACUUCUUGAAGUGAUUGACUUCACCCACUAUUUCCCGAAUCAUUGGAAAGGGCGGUUGCAUAGUGACGAAGUUCGGAAGGAGUUUGCUAUGCUUUACCAGAUGAAGAUCGUUAUCUUCUUGGAAGAGAUCCUGAGCAUGAUCUUCACCCCGUUUAUUCUCUGGUUCAGCCUGCCUAAAUGUAGUGAUCGUCUUAUCGACUUCUUCCGGGAGUUCACCGUGCAUGUGGAUGGCAUGGGAUAUCUCUGCUCAUUUGCCGUAUUUGAUUUCAAGAAAGGCACCAACGUCAUAAGUCAAGGCGAUACGAGACGACGAGAGAGUGGGAGGCAGGACCUGCGGGCGGACUACUUCUCGACCAAGGAUGGCAAAAUGCUCGCAUCUUACUAUGGGUUUUUAGAUAACUAUGGUGGGAAUCGCCCUGCGAACCCACCCAGUCGCCGCCAGUUCCACCCUCCACCUGCCUUUCCAACGCUGGGGUCACCAUCUGCUGUUGAAAUGGGUAAUAUCGGCGAGCGGCUGGAGCGAACCCAAACACGUCAUGGUCCAGCAGCUGCUUUUAUGGGGCAACAGUCGGGCUUGGGCCCUGGCUUUGGAGCUGCAGGCUUUGCCGAUCAUGCGUCGCCCGCACCAUCUAUCCUCCUUGACCCGCGUCACCAGCCGAUGGGGUCAGAGUUCCGGACGGCAAAUCGAUCUGUCCAUUAUCCACGGUUUAGGUCAUCGCGUCCAGUGCGACCCAUGACUGACCCAAUUGAGGACGACAAUGAAUCAACCUCUGCGGAGAUCCGUCGUGCUGCUGUUAAGAAAUCACCCCAGACGGGAUCCAGCGGUGGGGCUAUCGGCACCAGUGAUAGCAACCUGGGAGAGUCCUGGCGGAUGAAUCUGAUGGGGGAUGAAAAUGACAAGGACUCAGGCGAGGACGGAGAGGACGUCGAAGAGAUUGCUGGGAACGCAGGGGUCUUAGGGCUUAUCCAGCAAUUUCAAAAAGUCAGCAAAGAUAACCGCGGACGCACCACAGUUGGGAUAUAG